AUGGAGGCGGAGCUGUCCCAAGCAAGGGCUCGGAGGGAGGUCGGCGGCAUCGGCAUCGGCGGCGGUGGUGUCGCGGAAGUUGCCAGCCCUGCAGCGUCCACCGCAGCCCUGGAGACUCUGGCAGACCCGGCGGUUAACGAACCUCAGGACGUGGAGCUGAGCCAGUUGACGCAAGAAACCGGGGUGGAUCUGUCCCAGGCCUCCGCCCUGUCUAUCUCCCAUCUGGCGGAUGCGGAGGAACCUCUCUCUCAGGCUACCCAGUGGUUGGCGGUAUUCAAGGACAGCCAGGAGGCCUGGAGCUUGGACGAUAUCUUGCUCUCUCCGGGAGGAGCGGAAGCCGAAGAGGCGAAGAGCGGGGGCGAAGAAGAAGAGCAGCAGGCAGGAGAGGCAGCAGCGGCGGCAAUGAUAGACUCGGUCGGAGCAGUCGCUCUCGCGGCCGAAGCUCUCUCCCCCUCCAAGCACCAGCAGCAGCAGGGGGGGGGACAAGAAGCGGCCGGGAGCAGCACUCUCUCGCUCUCCCCCCGAUUGCUGUCUCCAGGAUCGGGGGCGGUAACGCCCAACAACGCCACUGCUGCCGAACUGUCUCCCAUGCUCCCCCCGGCGCCCCUGCCAUCGGGGGCGGUGGUAAGCCGCGCUGCGGCAGCAGCGGCGGCGGCGGCGGGACGAGGCAGCGGGACGGGGCUCGGAGCGCUGCUGUCCCCCGGGGGAGGGGGUGUCCCGCUCGGCGCCGGCGCGCAGGCGGCGAUUGCGGCGGGCUUGGCGAGCGGGGUGGUUCGAGUCGGGGUCGGGUGCCUCGUGACUAACCCCAAGAAGCCGGGCUGUGUUUUGAUUGGCAAGAGGAAGGGGUCCAUCGGAGCGGGAACCUGGGCUCUUCCAGGGGGUCACUUGGAGGUCGGGGAGGAGUGGCCGAGGUGUGCGGAGAGAGAAGUGCUUGAGGAGACUGGGCUGGAGGUGGAGACCCCAACGUUCUCGUGGGUGAUGAACAACCCCAACAUGGAGGGCGGAAAGCACUACGUUACCGUCUUCAUGCUCGCACCCGUCGCCAACCCGGACAAGGAGCCGAUCCUCAUGGAACCCAACAAAUGCGAAGGGUGGUCGUGGGAGACCUGGAAGUCGUUAGAAGAUCGUCCCGGGCAGAAGAGAAAAAGUCGAGCACGAGGCGGGCCGUGUGGAGGAGGAGGAGGAGCAGGAGCAGCAGGAGGAGGAAGCGGUGCCGGAAGAUGGGCGCCGGGGGAGCGUCUGUUCCAUCCCCUGGCCGCCCUCCGGAGCACCACCUACGACCCCUUCAAGGGCGUCCUUUGA
Messenger RNA from Ectocarpus siliculosus, 1302 nucleotides. Lineage: Eukaryota; Phaeophyceae; Ectocarpales; Ectocarpaceae. The record is from the annotation of a GenBank genome assembly.